Molecule: messenger RNA, 1148 nt
Organism: Fopius arisanus
Lineage: Eukaryota; Metazoa; Arthropoda; Insecta; Hymenoptera; Braconidae
Gene: Cnep1r2
Product: CTD nuclear envelope phosphatase 1 regulatory subunit 2
Exons: 4
Coding region: 196-588 (130 amino acids)
Cellular component (GO): cytoplasm; Nem1-Spo7 phosphatase complex
Source: RefSeq, a predicted model, not a curated record
UUAUAAUCUCUGCUUGGCCAUUGGCGUUAGUAAUUGGCCCCCUUUAUCUCUGCUAAUCUCUGGCAGUACUCUGAGAACUGUAAUAUUGUUCUUCAGUGUCAAUGUAUUAAUUAUUGUAAAAAACUUCAACAUUUCUGCAGUUUGUGGGUUGACUUUGCAUUUGUAAUCUGUAUUUACAAAAUUCUCACAUUGAGAAUGUCUUUGGAUCAGACAGUUUGCGAAGAUCUCAAAGCUUUCGAAAGAAGGCUCACGGAAGUUAUAGCCAGCCUACAGCCAUCUACACGGAGAUGGAGGAUACUACUUGGAUUUAUAUCUGUAUGCACAGCAGUGGGAGCAUGGCAUUGGCUCACAGAUCCAAAUACCUCAGCUGUUUCGUUCACACAGAGUCUUUAUAAUCAUCCUAUCUUUGCGUUAGCCAGUAUUUUUCUUGUCGUACUAUUCCUUCUGGGUGUCCACAGAAGAGUAAUAGCUCCCAGUAUCAUAACCCAGAGAGCAAGAGGUGUUUUAGGUGAUUUCAACAUGAGUUGUGACGAUACAGGAAAAUUAAUUCUGAAACCAACACGAACGCCUCAUCCACACGAGACCUGAGACUAUCCUUAACAUAAGUAUAUUAUUUUAUCAAUACAAUAAGCCUGUCGCUUUCCACUGAUAAGUUGAGUUAUCAUUUAGGAAUAAAAAAACCAUGUUUUCUAUGAUCUCAGUAAUAAGAACCAUUGAAUUGCGCAGGUUCAAGAAAUUGAAUGAUCAAAUGAGUCAUCAACUCUUGACGUCUUCCUUAAAAUUCAAAGUGGAAAUUUAAACAAUUAUCGGAGAUCAAAAAUCCUAAUUUUCAUUUCGACAAUAAUAAAUCACCAAAUUGCUUAAGUGGAUCCGGAGAAUCCUCUUAGAACGAAUAAAAUUCACUUAAGCCUAGUGGUUAUGUGUUUAUUAAGAAUAAAUUGUUUCCGACAAAUAAUACGAGUGAUUUGUCCGCCGAAAACAUUUAUUAUUAAUUGAAUUUAUACACAAUUAUGGAGUAAUCAUUUCUAAAAAUUUCUCUUCAUUUCCCUAACAUUUCAUUCAUUUAAAUUAAUAAUUAUAGGGGGCCUAAACAAACAAAUGUUUUUGUAUCUACGAUUCUAUUGAAAUAAAUUCCAUGUUCUGCGAUU